CCCCGCCCACCCCAGCCGGGGGUACAGAGAGAGUGACCAGAGAGUUUUAUGCUAAUGAGCCCGGGCCAAAGCUGCUGCCGCUGAGCGCGAGAGCUCAUUGGAAACUGCGUCGUCACCACGGAAACCUGGACUGCUUCCGCGUGAAGGGCUCUCCAGCAGGGGGCACAGUGAGAUUUGAUGCAGCCCCUGCACGUCCACUUAUUGCCAGUCCACGCAGUGUCUCUGCGGUACGGAUCACGCCUCUGAGGACCAUGAAGAGCUCUCCAGAUCUGAUGCCCACUGAGUUGGACCCAACUCGUGUGUGUAAGGGGAAGGGGGCUGUUACUCUGAAAGCCACAUUAGUGCACGUGGAUGAUGGAGACUGUAUCACCCAGGAACGGGAUGUGAAUCCAGCCAAGGGUGAAUGUCACAGAGCGGUUAAUGGAGAUGCCACAGAAACGAAUCUGGCAGAGAAAAGGCUAAAUAGCACCGGAGCUGAUUUAAAUUCAGACCAAGUCAGUAAGGCUACAACACAGGUCGAGUGUCCUAUAAGCUUGGGUCUGAGUGAUCUCCCAUCAUCAGCCACUGUACCAUCUGUGUGCACACCAGACCGCAGUGUAUACCCAACUAUUGUUCUGUUGCAGCACGGCACAGAUGCUGUAGAGCAGCAGCACAGAGUGUGUGAUCAAGGCUCCACCGAGACUCAGGUCUGUCCUCCACCUGAAGAUCCUCAAAGAUCCUCUACACAGAUGGAGGGCAAGAGAAUGAUGAUUACUGUUCACCCAGCGUCCCCUGUCCCACUGGAGAAGCCCCGAGUCCCAGUACGGAACACAGAGAAGUCCAAGGACUGGUACAAGAACAUGUUCAAACAAAUCCACAGAGUUCCAGAACCUGUUGAGGAAAAUCCAUACCGUCCCACCUACAUAUUCCCUGAGAGCUAUGACAGGCCACUGAAAACCAGAGAUGACAACUCUUCACAUAUGGAUGACUAUGGGAGAAGUGUUCCUCGGUCUAAAAGUGCUGUAGACAUGGGCAGCUCACAGUCAAGACGAAGAGUCUCUAUGCCAACUCGAACGUCUUCUCUACGGCCAGAAAGAAAUGAGUGGGAGCCCCCUGACAAGAAGGUGGACACCAGGAAGUAUCGUGCUGAGCCCAGGAGCAUCUUCGACUACGAGCCUGGGAAGUCGUCUGUGCUGAGGGCGGAGAGGCCGGACUUAACCCCUGAAGAUGUAGAUUUAGAGAAUGAACCAUGGUAUAGAUUCUAUUCAGAGAUGGAGUUUGGCAAAACGAGUGCCCCCUCUUUCACUCCCUUGGAAACAGCCUCCGACCUGCAGCAAUACCCGGCGUGUAAACCGGGCCCCAGUGUGGCGGGGAAGGAGAGCGGCUCGGCUGGCGCUGAGCACGCAGCUCCAGAAUGCGAUCGGCACAUUUACAAAAGUGUCCUGGAGGGUGGCGACAUCCCACUGCAAGGCCUGCGAGCACUUAACAAACGCCAUCCCAGUACUUCUUCUAAAGGUGGGAAUGGUUGUGUGAUUUCACAAUGCUCCUCUGUAAAUGGUCGCUCAGUUCUUGCCAGUAGCACACUAGGUACUCAGAACAAGACUAAAAACUCCCUAUCUGCUGCCAAAGCCUGCAUCCCCCAAAUCCUCCCCUCUAAGUUCAAGCCUAAAUUUGCCCCUUCUACCGAUGAGAGCCAGGAGAGGAGAGCUGAGGCAACGGCAUGGGCCAAAGUGCACAGCUGUGAGGAUCUACACCAAGAGCCAUGCCUCUCGGGAAACAAUGAUAGAACAGACACAAAUCAUGAGCUCAGUUCAGACACCAAAGCCAACUGCUUGCGAGAAGCUAUUUGCAAAAGUAACAUGCCUGUCAAAAAUGGGCCUUUCAAUGGAGCUGUAAGGAGCACUGCUGAAUUUUCAACCCUGUACAGGAACAUGCACCAUAUCGAGAGGCCGAGAUCGUUGGGCUUCAGCCCUCAUGCCAGUGUGCGUAGUUUGGCUUCUCUUUUUGAAAGGUCAGAUGCUGAUAUCACUGCUGAACGAUGCAGAAACAUCCCCCGUCAUGCCGUCAGUUGUCGUGUGAUGGAGUUUGAACGUAUAAUUCAGUGCUCCAACACCGCCCCAACACGCUCUGCUUCCAUGCCUACACUACCCAGUGGCUCUAGCCCCUCCCAUAGCCCAGCCCCUGAAGCUUGUUUACUCCAGUCUGCUCUUUCUGCUGAGUCUUUAAUAACACCAGGGACAGCACAUGUAGACAAUUGUCCCUUAGUGUGUGGUGAGGAGCAAGCAUCUAAAGAGGAGACUUCACUCUCAGGAAGUGAAGAGCCAGAAGUGUGUGUUGCGUCCUCUAACCAGAACCACAGCUCAAGAACGGACUUACUCUCACACACUGAUGGCAAAAUAGAACAGAAGGGCAGCUGUGUGCAAAAUGCUACAGAGGAAAAGCACUCUCUUGGUCUCUCACUUCCUAACACCCCAGUAUCAGGGCAAAACCACCACCACCACCACCACCACCACCACCAUGAUCACCUCCCCUUCCACCUCAAACCCAGCAAGUGUAAAGGCUCUUGUCCUGCCUCCUACACCCGUUUCACCACUAUCCUCAGGCACGAGCGUCAGCAGGCCAGCAGCUACCUACCAGAGAAGAGAUCAGGCCCUCCCACAAACUUAUUGUUAAUGAGUCCAGCACCAUUCUCCUUACGGAAAACCCUGCACAAUCUCCAGGCCAAAAAGACUCUUUCAGGUGCAAAAAGCCUGGCCAGAGAUACUGCAGAGAGUCGAGCGAUCUCGUCCAGACUGCGACCCAUCAUCCCCCAGCGUCUGUCCUCUCUCGAGGUGCUAGAGAGGCUCAGCAAUGGCUCAGAGGGGGCCAAUGGCGAUGACGUCACAGAUGCUGAACACUCAGAUGCCAAUAAAAACCACUGUGGAGACUCCGAAUCCUCACAGCCGUUAAGCCAAGGAGAUCAAGGGGAAAACCCAGAUGAGGUGGCCCGCAGACGCUACGGAGACAAAGAGAAAAUUCUGGAGGAGCAGAGACGUUUGAAGCGGGAACAAGAGGAGGCGGACAUCGCAUCACGCCGGCACGCAGGCCUAGUCCUCACAAAUCAGCAGUUCAUCACCAAUGAGCGCUUUGGGGACUUGCUCACCAUCAAUGACUCAGACAAGAGGAAGUCCGGCCCAGAGAGGACCCCUGCCCUGGCCCUGUUUAACUUUAAAGCGGAGACUUUAAAGGAGCUGCCAUUUCAAAAAGGAGAUAUUGUGUACAUCGUUCGGCAGGUGGACCAAAACUGGUAUGAAGGAGAGCAUCAUGGUAGAGUUGGCAUCUUCCCUCGCAACUAUGUUGAGCUACUACCCCCAACAGAAAAGGCCCAGCCCAAAAAGAGUGCUCCAGUUCAAGUGCUGGAGUAUGGAGAGGCCAUCGCCCGCUUUAAUUUCACUGGGGACACAGCUGUCGAGAUGUCGUUCAGAAAGGGAGAACGGAUAACACUCAUUCGUAGGGUUGAUGAAAACUGGUAUGAAGGAAAGAUUUCAGGCACCAACCGACAAGGCAUCUUCCCAGUCACUUACGUGGAGGUGCACAAAAAGCCUCGUGUUAAAAAUGGAGUGGACUACCCUGAUCCUCCCCUUAGCCAAUCACCACAUCGCAGCACAAACGCCUCCCCACAGCCGGUGCGUACCCGUCUCAGCACCGCCCCUCUCCCCCUGCCACGCUCACCACGCCGCUCUGUCUCUCCUGAAGUCCAUGCCAUAUCCAACGAGUGGAUCUCCCUCACAGUGGGUGGUGUGAGCUGUAGUCCCCCAGCUGCCCCAACUCCUCCUCUGCCUCCUCUGCCCAGUACCGCCUAUCGUCUGGGUGAAUAUCUGCCCCCAUCGCACUCUGCCAGCCCCGUGCCCCCCAUCACCAGCAGCCCAUACUGCAUCUCGCCAAUGGCCUCACCGUCCACCUCCCCCCUGCCCCCUCCUUAUCCACCCCGGCCCAACUCUGCCACUCCAUUCCUCACCUUCACCCCACCGCAGGGGGAGGACUUCCUCCUUUUCCCUCCUUCACCACGUCUGUCACGUAGUCUGAGUCCGUGUGGGGGUGCUGGCAUGGAGGGUUGGCUGGGUGGAGCAGGAAGGCUGGAUUCAGAGCUGCAGGAGGGUGAAGGGGGAGAGCUGGACAGGGUUGGCGGCUCCCGCAAGGCACCAUGCAGCUGGAGAAGUAGUCCAGCAGAGCCUUUGAAGAAUGAAGGAGAUUACCAUGGGAGAUCCUCGAGAAGUCCGGUCAUGUUAUUUGACAUCCAGGACAACAACAUGAACGCCAACUCAUUCACGGAGGCAGUAUGUAAUGAGAUCAUGAAUAUUGCAGAGACCUCAGUGAGGUACUGCAGCACUUUGUCCCGCCCUUUAGACUCCGCCCACAGAUUGAUGCCCCACUUCAGUAAACGCUCUCUCAUCAUUUCCCAGCAACCCCAGUCCCAAAGCAGCAGCCCCGAACCUGGACGCCUGAGCUGCGGCAUAUUCCAGGCUUUAUACAGCUAUGUGCCACAGAAUGACGACGAGCUAGAGCUGCAGGAGGGAGACCUUGUGAACGUCAUGGAGAAAUGCGAUGACGGCUGGUUUGUGGGUACAUCUAAAAGGACAAAACAGUUCGGCACCUUCCCAGGGAACUACGUGAAGGCCGUUAACUUGUAAUAUGUGAAAAUGUCUGAUGUGUAUGUAGAGAUUCUAACACUAUGUUUAUAGCGGCCUGUGUGGGACACUGUUACUGAUGAACUCAAGUGUUUGAUUUUUUUUUUCUGUCAGUAUUGUAUCUUGCCCAGGUGAAUGUCCAGGUAUGUGAUCAGUAAGGUUUGUAGCAUGUCGGCAAGAAUUUUGUAGUAAAACUACGAGGAUCAGCUUGUCAGCUUUCACACAUUGUUUCAUAUAAUAUAUGUUAUUUACAUUUUGUUUUUAUUUAAAUAUAAAUGUUUGUGUCCAUAGUGUAUAACAUUUUUUUUUACUGAAUCACAUACCUGACAUUAACACAGCAAAAACUCUAAAAUAGAUGAAGCACCAGUGUUGGAAAGGGUCAGAGUGUAGUUAAAGGCACUUAAAGGAGGGUACCAGUAUUGAAGGUUAAAGGACCGGACAAAGGUCAGCAAAAAAAAGAUGGAUUUACAUAAAACUUGAAAAUCAGUUUCGGACUCCCUGUGCAUAUGAGAGCAAUAUAGAUGAUGCGGUUGAGUUCCUGUUUAGAUGUGAACUGCCACAUGGACUGAUAUCACUCAACUAUAGGCACUUAAUUCUCUGUGGACUAAUCCACAGGAUGUUCUGGGGAUCAGGAGUAGUUAGGUUCCACCAAAAUUCUGCCUUGAAAACAUCCUGAUUUGCUCUCAUCUUUUAUUUUAUACAAACACAAAAAAGGAACAGUUCCUUGAUUGUCUCUCCCAUUUCACACAUUGGCAGUCCUAAUCCUCCUUUAUCUAACUGAAACAAAUCUGUUACUAGACAUAAAAAUUGUCUGCGUUUUUGUAAAUGACUAAGUCAUGCUAAGCUUCAUUUUGGUGUCAGUAGAUCCGCAGAUAAAUUUGAACAACUGUAAUAAAACACUUAGUAGUGUGACUAAUGUUUGCCUUUUAUAAGGUAUGUGCAGUUAGAGAAUGGAAGUCUUGCAACCUAAAAUAAAUAAAAUACCAGUCAAAAGUGAGGACAGACCUGCUCACAUAAAGCUUUUCUCAAUUUUAAUACUAUUUUCAAAUAAUAAUGAAAAAAAAUAACAUAGUGAAACAACAUAUGGAAUUAUACCAUGAAUAAGAAAAGUAUAAAACAAAUCAAAACUAUAUUUUACAUCCUUAACAGUAUUCCUGAUGCGCCUUGGCAUCAUCUCAACCAGCUUCAUUAAGGACCUUUAUCCAAAAUGUCUUUAAUACUGUGAAAAAUAUAUCCAAUCUAGUGUCCAACCUUUUGACUAGUAUGUAUUCCAUUGGCUCAUGUGCUACAGCAGUGUUAGGGUCAAACAAGAGGUAGGAAAAAGUGCUGCUAGGAGAAUCAAAAAAAUCAGAAAAAAAAAAAACUAGACCUCACAAGGUAAAAGGUAAAGUAUUAUUGAAAAUUAAAAAAAGAAGUUUAAACAUUACUAGAGAACAGGGAAUAAAAUGAAUAUUUUAGAACUAUAGAGGCUAUUUUAGGAACCAGUUGAGUAAUAUAAGGCACUGUAAAUACAGGUCAUUUUAUCAUUAUUCUUGUAAUAUUUCAAAUUAUUCUUGAAAUAUUCUUAUUUUCCUAAAUCUGAAAAUAUGACGUGGAUGAGACUGGUCCUCCUACGAGCACAUAUGAUUACCUUAAUAUGUUGCUGUACCUCACAGGCCUGUGUGAUAUAUAUCUAAAUGCAUUUUUUUCUCUUUCGAAAGCUGGGAACGUGAAGGACAGCAUGCAUUAACAUGGGUUUAUAGAACUUUAAUCCUGGUGUGACUGCAAAAGUUUUGGGGAAAUUUCUGAUCUGUAUGAAAUGCCGUACCUCCUUCCUUCCUAUCUUAAGUGCCAUUUAUAUGAGUAAGCUACAUUAGGAUCUUUUUUAUCUGUAUAGUAAACUGACAAGCUAUUUAUGAUAGUUUAGUUACUUCUGCUGUAGCUGCAUUUCCAGUUUGGUGGAGAUUGAACAAGAGGAAAAAGAAAUGAUUGCUAACUAGACCUGAUAUGAAGAACAUACCAUGCACGAAUUUCUACACAGUGUUGCACCUCUGACAGCCAUAAAGUAUUUAAGCUAAUGAGCUAAUGACGGCUGAAUACUUUUGCUCCCUGUAUUAUUGUGCAUUGCAUUCCAUAUCAUGCCACAGAGGUCACUACUGAGCAUGUGUGGAGUGUGUCACGUUUAACUGGGCUCCUAACAGAUCCGCAUUCAGUAUUUAUCAUAUUCCUGGUUAAUAAUAUCAUAUAUAGCAUAUAUCAUUGUCUGGCAGCGGUUAUCAUCAAAUUUUAACCAACCAAGACCCUGAUUAGAUUCACAUAGGUUUUAAAAUUCAUCACAGCUUUAUUCCAUUCAAGUGCAUGAAACAUCAUGCGAUAUACAAGAUAAGCAAAAGAAUAUAGUGUCUUGAGAAUCCUGUGCUUUGGACAUAAGCAGAGACGAAAGAAUUGUACUUGUAAAUAUGUAUAGUAUAAAUGAAUAAAAUGUUUGAAGUCACAACAGCCUCUAGGAAUAUAGUUUAUAUUACAGGAAGAGUUUUAGGAAAGCACAGCGAGUUGCUUUUGGUGCACACGCUCUGAUAUGAAUGAAUGACAGAUUUCUAACACUGUGUUAGGAUCCAGAUGCCUUUUGUCUCACAGCUUUGUUAACCGUGCCUCGUUUUUCGUUUUUGUUUUUUUCAUUUUGCCUACAUUGAGAAGGAAAUCCGUGUUACUUUGUAGGAUAUGAUGCUCUACCACAAGUGUGUCACAGGAGACAAUUACCAAGAUCCUGACUGCAAUCGCUGGACAUAUUCAUAAAGAGUGUGACAUAAUGCCUGUAGUGAUCUUCCACACGCAGAGGCUCACAUUGCAGUUAGAUGUUGUUUUCCUUUAUUUGCGGUGCAGUUACAGAUAGAAUGUUGGAUUUAAACACGCUAUUUACUGCUGUGAUUUCAUUAUUAUGCAAUAUUUAAUAAAAUGUAUUAAAGCUUU
Messenger RNA from Pangasianodon hypophthalmus (striped catfish), 7595 nucleotides. Its product is annotated as sorbin and SH3 domain-containing protein 1. Gene Ontology annotation, cellular component: nucleus; cell-substrate junction; cytoplasm. NCBI's taxonomy places the organism in Eukaryota, Metazoa, Chordata, Actinopteri, Siluriformes, Pangasiidae. Gene Ontology annotation, molecular function: protein binding. The record is from RefSeq and is a predicted model, not a curated record. The transcript is spliced from 27 exons. Bases 252 to 4649 code for a protein of 1465 amino acids. Gene Ontology annotation, biological process: cell-substrate adhesion.